Molecule: messenger RNA, 3231 nt
Organism: Cinara cedri
Lineage: Eukaryota; Metazoa; Arthropoda; Insecta; Hemiptera; Aphididae
Source: the annotation of a GenBank genome assembly
AUGGUGCGCGUCCUCCAGAUCAACGUGGACGGGGGUAGGGCGGCCCAGGACCUAAUGGAAGCCACGGCCGCCGCGCUACGGGCGGACAUUCUUAUCAUCAGUGAGCCGUACAGGUGCAGACCGGAGGAGGAGGGCUGGUUCCGCGACUCCAGCGGCAGGGCCGCGGUCGCGAUUGUCAACCCGCAGAUUGCCCUCACCGAAUCGGGCCCGGGGGCCGAGGACGGCUUUCGCUGGGUCCAGUGCGGGGGCCAACGGUACUUCGCGUGCUACUGGUCGCCCAACACGGACUUUGCCGCAUUCGAGGAUUUCCUGAUCAGGCUGGAGCGCAGCGUCAGGAGUUCGAGCGUCCCGGUCGUCGUCGCGGGCGACUUUAACGCCAAGUCACCGGCGUGGGGCGACAGUCGCGAGGACGCGAAGGGCCGCGCUCUCGCCGACUGGGCGGCCAGCCUCGACCUCGCGGUGUGCAAUCAAGGCGCCAGGCCGACGUUUACCCGGGCGCACAGGACCGGUAUCUCGUCGUCGUCCAUCGACAUCACGUUCGUGUCCCGAACACUGAACCCCGUGGCCGACUGGAAGGUGUUGGACGAUUAUACCGGGUCCCUGCACCGCUACAUCAUGUUCGACGUGGCCGGCAGCGCUGCCGUCCGCGCGCUUCCCCCGGAGAGGAAAUGGUCUUGGCGGAAGUUGAACCCCCAAAAACUCCAGGAGGCCAUCGACUCUGCGGGCGUCCCCGGUACGUACGUUGACGCGGCCUCCGGCGCGGAGGCGGUCGGCGUCAUCCUCAGCGACGCGUGCGCGGCAUGCAUGCCGUCCGGGCGAUACCGGGGAGGGAAAAGGCCGGUUUUUUGGUGGACGCCGCAGAUCGCGGAACUUAGGAAAGUGUGCCUUCAAGCCAGGAGGAAGUACACCAGGUGCCGUCCAAGGGCUUCGCCGGAAGAGGCGGAAGCUCUGAGGGAGGAAUUCAGGGCCCACCGGUCUGCGUUGAGGAAGGCGAUCCGGGACAGCAAGGAGGAGUGCUGGAAGGCGUUGUGCCGGCAGGUCGACACCGAUCCGUGGGGCCUUCCGUACAAACUGGUUACUAAGAAGUUGUACGGUAGGAGGGCGAUACCAGGACUGGACAUCCCCGGGAGAAUGGAAAACAUCGUGAGUACAUUGUUCCCGGCGGUCCUCACCCCAGCCGGCUGGCCCGCCCUGGAGGGCUCAACGGAGUUCCCCGAGAUCACCAGCGCGGAAGUCGCCUGCGUCGGGGCACACCUGCCUAGAGGUAAGGCUCCGGGCCCGGACGGCGUGCCGGAUAUAGUCGUCGGGGUGUUAGCUCGUCGCCGGCCAGAUAUCCUGGCGACACUUUUCAAUGUGUGUCUACGGGAAGGCGAGUUCCCCGAGAGGUGGAAGGUGGCAAAGUUGGUACUCCUCCGGAAGGGAGACAAGCCGCUCGACAGUCCGUCGGCGUACCGGCCAAUCUGCCUUCUAGACUCGGUAGGUAAGCUUUUUGAACGCCUGCUGAAAGUCAGGAUAGAAGGUGCGGUCCAGGACAGCGGAGGGUUCAGCGAUCGCCAGUACGGGUUCCGGAGGGGCCGCUCAGCGGUCGACGCUAUACAGAGGGUCAUGGGGAUAGUCGACGCUGCCGCCACUGGACCUCUCUACAAGCGCGAGCUCUGCGCGGUGGUCGCUUUGGACGUCCAGAAUGCAUUCAACUCCGCCAGGUGGGACAGAAUCGAGAGUGCGCUGAGGAAGAGGAACGCCCCGGGCUACAUCGUCAAGAUCGUUCGUAGCUACUUGAGCGGCAGGACCCUGCGUUUCAACGGCGUCACGAAGACCCUUACGUGCGGCGUCCCGCAGGGCUCAGUCCCGGGCCCGCUCUUGUGGAAUAUCCUCUACGACGGUCUUCUCGGGGUAGAUCCCGGCGGCAACGUACCGGGAGUGUCAUCGGUGUCGCUGGUGGCGUUCGCCGACGACCUAGCCGUCGUGGCCACCGGACACGACACACCAACGCUGGAGGACGUCGGCAAUCAAGCCCUCACCAGGGUGGCCGAGUGGAUGGCUGAAAACGGACUUGCACUAUCAACGGGCAAGUCCGAGGCGGUGGUCUUAACCUCUAAGAGGGGAUACGCCCCGCCUGCCUUUGCGAUCGACGGGGUGCCUAUUCGCACCGAGGAGGCGAUUAGGUACCUCGGCGUUCGGCUCCAUAGGACCUUAGGGUUCAAGGCUCACCUGCAGGCGGCUGCGGCGAGGGCGCAGAAGACGGCGAUGGCACUAUGGCGAAUCAUGCCCAACGUCGGGGGCGCACAACAGAGGAAGCGGAGGCUCCUGGCGUCGGUGGUGGAGAGCGUCGUCCUGUACGCGGCCCCCGUCUGGGCCGGGGCUAUGGUCUUCGAGUCCAACACCUCGAUUAUCCAGCGGCCACAGAGGACAGUCGCCCUGAGGGUAGCCACGGCCUACAGGACGGUGUCUACGCCGGCCGUUCUCGUCAUCGCGGGUAUGAUUCCCGUGCACCUGCUGGCAGAGGAGAGGCGUCGACGGCAUUCAAGGCGAGGGGAGCCGAGAAGCUCGGAGAGGGACGAAGAGGACCGGGAGGAAGUCUUCAGGAGGUGGCAGGAGGAGUGGAGUCGGUCAGAGAAGGGCACUUGGACGAGGAGACUGAUCGGGGACGUUCGGCCGUGGGUCCGCAGAGCUUGGGGCCAGGUGGACUUCCAUCUCACGCAACUGCUCUCUGGACACGGUUGCUUUGGUCACUACCUAGCCAGGAUCGGGAAGGCAGCCGACGCCAGUUGCGCCGACUGUCAGGCCGCGGUCGACGAUGCGGAGCAUGCCUUCUUCCAGUGCGGCAGAUGGUGGCAGGCAAGGAGGAGGCUGGAGAUGGAAAUUGGUGCCGACUUGGUUCCGGAGACGCUGGUGGGCGCUAUGCUGGCAUCCAGGAGGGCGUGGGAGGCGGUCCAAGCGUUCGCUAACCACGUCAUGGCGGCGAGAGAAGAAGACGAGCGCAGGCGGCAGAGGGAAAGACCGGCGUAGCGUCGCCCGUCUCCAGAACGAUAGGUUAAGUUUAUGUUAGAGUUAAGUUUCUUGUUUGUUUUUUUAUAUGUACUAUUUAGUUGUUAUAUUGAUUGUUUCUUGUUACUUAAUGUUAGCCUGCCCCGCUUAGGGGUAAACAGGCCUUUUUUGCGGCACAGCCGCGUAAUUGUAAAUUUCGUGAAUAAACGAUAGCGGCCAGUGCACCCAAAGCAAUUCCUAACG